AUCAAUAGCAUGUGAUGGCCAGCGAAUUGCAUCUCUCAGAGAGUAUCCCUUUUGGGCAAAACUCACGGUUCGCUAAAGGAGUCAGUUUCCAAACACUGACCGAUAUAUCGGAUGAAUGCUGUCUCCAGAAUAGAGUCAAUAUUAUCCAACGAAACCCAAUGGUCAUCAACACCGGCACCUCAACUGUAAUCAGCAAAUCCUCGUCCAGUGAUAGUGAUACCAAUGAUAGCCACACUCGACUUCUGGAGGACUCUCUUCAGGACUUCCGGAGUGUGCAAUACUUACUGCUGACACCGACAGCAACCCAUACGACCACAUGUCUUAGUGAAGAUCCGUCCAAUACUUCAGAUGCUUUGUGGACACAAAUGCAAAAUUCAUUGUCAAAAGAAAUCAGAACCAGAUAUUUGACAAAAAGACGUUUCGGAUCAGGCAUUAGACGUGACUAUACUUUGGUUGGAUUGCAGUGCUAUUCCUCUGCCUUCAAGACUGUGUUUAGUGUCACGUUAUGUGUGCUCUUGUGCUGUAUUAUCCUUUUAAUGACAGUAUUAUAUGUUUGGCAUAACAACCACUUUAGUGCUCACAAUACUGUCCCACACAUACCCGACCAGAACUGGUGGCGCGGAUCCACUUUCUACGAGAUAUUUGUUCCUUCUUUUAAAGACUCCGAUGGCGACGGUUUCGGUGAUCUCAAUGGUUUACGAGAUAAGAUCUCUUAUCUGCAAGAAUUGGGAAUCAAUGCCAUAAGACUUAACUCUAUAUUUUCUGCAUUGGAUUAUCCGCACAGAUAUGACAAUAUUCUGGACUUUUUCAGUGUUGACCCACACUUAGGGAAAAUGAGCCAUUUUAUUGAAUUGGUUAAAGUGUUACACGAAUUAAAAAUGUAUAUAAUUCUGGAUAUAAACCUUGUGACCACAUCAGACCAACAUCCAUGGGCUGCACACUGGCUGCUCAAUAGGUCGACAGAGUAUCAAUAUUUUUAUGUUAACGUCAGCGAAGAUCAGAUUAAUGACGAGGACUGGACGUCUAGCAGUGCGACAGAUAGACUCCAAACAGAUUUUCUACACAAAAAUACACACUUUGGAGGACGCCUUCAUCUCAAUUGGUCUCAUCCCGGAGUCCGACACCAAAUGUAUGAAGUUUUCGACUUUUGGCUCCAAUAUAUCGAUGGCUUUUACUUAAAACAUUUGGAGCAGAUGUACGUGGAGUCUGAAACCACGGUCUAUGAUAUAUUGCGUGAACUCAGAAACAGAGCCAACAAAGCAGUGAUGAGUGACCCGGGAGACGAGGACUGGACGUCUAGCAGUGCGACAGAUAGACUCCAAACAGAUUUUCUACACAAAAAUACACACUUUGGAGGACGCCUUCAUCUCAAUUGGUCUCAUCCCGGAGUCCGACACCAAAUGUAUGAAGUUUUCGACUUUUGGCUUCAAUAUAUCGAUGGCUUUUACUUAAAACAUUUGGAGCAGAUGUACGUGGAGUCUGAAACCACGGUCUAUGAUAUAUUAAGUGAACUCAGAAACAGAGCCAACAAAGCAGUGAUGAGUGACCCGGGAGUAGGUGUCGGCGCUCACAAAAUACUCAUCUGUUCGACAAGUUUUGUGCAAAAGAGGCAUAAAUUGGUGUUGAAUUAUAUGAGAGAUCCAUUAGCGCCUAAUGACCUCCGAUUGAGCACAACCGCCACCAAUGGCUCCAAACUUAUUGACAUAAACUCUUACUUCGAUUUAAUUGAUUUUCAACUCAACAUCGAUAUCAAUAAGACUGAAACAAUCAGAGAUCAAGUGAACGCCAUAUUUCUUAAUUCCCCGAACACGCCAUGGAUUCACUGGAGUGUUGGCGAUGUCGAGAGGUCGCGUUUGGCGACACGGAUUGGCAGUCAGUACACGAUGACGGUGUCAUUCCUGUUAAUAAUGUUACCAGGAACAAUCAGCUGGUUCUACGGCGAUGAGAUUGCACUCCACGACACUUACGAUCCGCUCUCACAAAAGGAAUACAGGGGCGGCCAACUCUGUCCCAUGCAAUGGAUGUCUAAUUUAAAUGCAAAUUUCAGUCAAUCCAAUACAACAAAGCCGUGGCUUCCCAUUCAUCCCAAUUACAUAGAAAUCAAUGUUUUGAAGCAAAACGAGUCAAUCAAGCGGUUCAACGAAUUGAUGGCUUUCAGAGCCGAUCACUUCGAAGUGGAAGACAUGGGAAAACACGGCAACUAUUUGUUUCAUUACAUCGACGACAAUCAGAUCGUAUUCGAGCGCUACUUCGACAGAGGAGAUCCGCCAGACAUCAGAUUCAGAUACGUCUUAUUCGCUAACUUCGGCCCAAAACCAAAAGUCAGGGACUUUUCAGAUAAGUUUCAUUUGUCUCGCAUUAAGAUAUCGAGUUAUAAGAAGAGGGAAAAGGAGUUCCUUUACAUGAGAUCUCUGAGACUCGACGCCGGAGAGGCACUCAUCGUCGAAGUCGACUGAUUCAGCCGUUCAGACAUCUAAUUGAGACAAAUGGUCACUACUUAUGACAAAAAUAUGAUUAUUCAAUACAAAUGAAACACUACUGAAACUGAAUGCCGUCCAUAACUAUACUGUAUUACUCCAUACGACUAUGAGUUUAGUGUACAAUACAUUCAAUCCGCAGAAAAUGUAUAAUUAUUUUCUGGACUCCAA
Molecule: messenger RNA, 2648 nt
Organism: Oppiella nova
Lineage: Eukaryota; Metazoa; Arthropoda; Arachnida; Sarcoptiformes; Oppiidae
Source: the annotation of a GenBank genome assembly